Molecule: messenger RNA, 2075 nt
Organism: Perkinsus marinus ATCC 50983
Lineage: Eukaryota; Perkinsozoa; Perkinsida; Perkinsidae
Exons: 15
Coding region: 1-1974 (657 amino acids)
Biological process (GO): proteolysis
Cellular component (GO): cytoplasm
Molecular function (GO): calcium-dependent cysteine-type endopeptidase activity
Source: RefSeq, a predicted model, not a curated record
AUGGUCUUCGAGGUCACCGGUGAUGGGCAAGAUGGCACUAAAAGGUCCAUCUUAUCAGCCGAGGAUGCGGCAACUGCGGCAAGAUCACGACUAUCGUUUAUAACGGAAAUGUGUCUCAAGCUGAACCAGCCCUUCGUUGAUGACGCCUUCCCUCCCGGUCCACUUUCCUUGUUCAAGGAUCCUCCUCACUCACACCCGCCGACCACAGUGAGCAAUAUUCACAACAGAUGGGACAAAGUUGCCGCACUGCCGUGGUUGAGGCCUGGCCCGGGGUACACCCUCUUCGACCCUACUACUGGUCCUGUCCCUGAAGACGUCCUACAGGGAGCCCUCGGAGAUUGCUGGAUGCUGUCAGCGUUGGCGGCCCUCUGUCAGCAACGGCCAGAGCUCGUCAAAGAUCUUUUCCCGUACCAGGAUACCACUGAGAGGUCCACCGUGGGAGUCUACCUAGUCCGCCUCUGUGAUUCCAAUGGUGCAUGGCGGUUGGUGGUUGUGGAUGACCAUUUCCUAUCUACCACCCCUGGGCACCGAGUUUUUGCGGGCAGGAGCUCUCGAGUGCUAUGGGUAUCUCUCCUCGAGAAGGCUUAUGCCAAGCUCAGCGGCUCCUACGAAGCUAUCGAAGCAGGGACUGCAUCAGAAGGCCUGACCAUGCUCACCGGGUGGCCAUGUACGGUCUACCGACUGCAAGCUGACCAGCAGGGCAGCACCAAUGGUGGGAUCAUCCAGGAAGACGAUGACGUGUUGUGGGGCUCUCUGGUCAGCCAUGACGGGGUACACAUUAUGUGUGCGAGCUGUGGGUUUGUCGAUGGUGUCAGUAAGGAAGAGUACGAGGCUAUGGGGUUAUUCAGCGAGCACUGCUACUCCAUACUCAAUGUUGUGGCUCUUGACGGCCUGCGGUUGCUUAAGCUCAGGAAUCCCUGGGGGUCACGAGUAUGGGGUGGUCCUUAUGGCCCUACCUCACCAGAAUGGACACCUGAACUUCAGAGGGGCUUGCAUUCCUUGACACAUGGCCCGUUGGCAGGCCGAGGGACGUUUUGGAUCUCUCUAACGGACUUCCGGCGAUACUUUUCCUCUGUGACGGUCUGCCUUUACGAGAAGUCAUGGUCAGAGGCCCGGACUCCUACGAUGCUUAUGCCUCGGGUAUUUUCUCAUCCUGCUGUACCCGCAGUCGAGAUCAGUUCAUUUGCCAAUAGUCAGACUAAUUUGGCCGUUUUUCAAAGCUCUGAUAGGAGCUCAAACAACAGCGCCUUUCCGAACGAUGUUGGUAUAGUUCUAUUCAGGCGUCGACCGGCGCCUAAUUCCAACGUGCUGGAAUAUGUGGCAAGCUUGCCUAGGAGUACCCGAACGACAGUUCAGCUGGACACUUGGCUGUAUUCCCACACACAGGGAGAGACCAACGAUGUGGAAACUCGCUUUCUUGUUGUCGUCUUGACAUUCAAUCACCGGGGUAUCGGAGCCACCACCCAUGAGCGGCAAGGCUUUACUCUGGGUGUAUUCAGUGCCAAACCAGUGAUUGUUCGAGAGCUCUGGGCUGGUUUUGCUUUGGAGAGGACUGCCUUGGCGUCUCAUAUAGCAGCAACUGGCCACUGUGAAGCGAACAAUGGUUUUUAUCUCUAUACCACCUAUGACGCUGGAUACUCUAUUUACGUGGUCAACAUGUCCAAUCGUGCCGUCUAUUUCGAAUCGACCGUGUCGAAUGCGGUGAACUUGUCAAGUUCACGUGGAUGGGCACCAGAAGGGGAUGGAUCAAACGUCCGCGUCACAACUCACGACCUCAUACUCCCUGGCCAAGCUAUGAUCGUCCUCGUUGUUAGCGAUUGGGGAGGCGGUUUUCGAUAUGUGCGUAACUAUCGGUAUACCUUCAUGCAAAGGUGGUCUCUUGCGCAAAGUUUUCAUACUCCACCCAUAGAGGAGGAGAGCAUACACCAACCGUUUGCAUGCGCUCCGUCACAACCUCUUAUACGUCACCCUUGAGUUUUCAUCAACUGCUCGUCCUGUUCCUCGCGACCAGCUCCGUUGCGUUGUCAUAGGGCUCUUCGAACGUAAUCGAGAAUGUAUGAGAAACGGUCACGUGC